Dreissena polymorpha is the source of this 1949-nucleotide messenger RNA. Its product is annotated as putative exonuclease GOR. Gene Ontology annotation, cellular component: nucleus. The transcript is spliced from 2 exons. Lineage: Eukaryota; Metazoa; Mollusca; Bivalvia; Myida; Dreissenidae. The record is from RefSeq and is a predicted model, not a curated record. The coding region runs from base 1 to 444 and encodes 147 amino acids. Gene Ontology annotation, molecular function: exonuclease activity; nucleic acid binding.
AUGGGUGUAGAGCUGGCUCGGGUCACUGUGGUUGGGGCUGAUCUGGAACCUGUGUACGAGUCCCUGGUGAUGCCUGACAACCGCAUUGUAGACCUCAACACCAGGUUCAGUGGUAUAUCUGAGGAGGACCUGGAGGAUGUUCACACCUCGCUGAGGGACGUGCAGCCUGUUCUGCUGUCUCUAUUCACAGACAAGACCAUCCUGCUGGGGCACAGCCUUGAGUCAGAUCUACUGGCUCUCAAGCUGAUCCACAGCACAGUGGUUGACACCUCGAUAGUGUUUCCUCAUCGUAUGGGUCUGCCCUUCAAGAGAGCUCUCAAGAACCUCAUGGCUGAAUACUUGAAGAAGAUCAUUCAGGAUGACGUCAGCGGCCAUGACAGUUUGGAAGAUGCAACAGCAUGUCUGCAACUGAUGCAGCACAAACUCAAGGAUGACGCAAGAUAGGAGGGGAGGAGACUCUCUACAUAGGAGACACAUCAGGGAUAUAUCAUGAAAGAUUAUUAUACAGAGAAUAAAUCAGACGAAAGGACUGUUUUAUCAAGGGAAAUGAUGCGUUUGUAGUGAUACAUCAGGGGAGAUGACUCUACAUAAGAGGUACAUCAGGGGAGGGCAUCAUGUGUCUGAGAUAUUGUAAGAGUGCUCUCCCACUAGUCAGCAUCUGUCAACUUAUUUGGUUUCUUGACUGACCAAAUUAAGUGGAAGUUACAAACUUACCAUUGUUUGUCAUGGGUUUAGGUCAACAUGAAGGUGAAAGAUUAGUGCUGUGUUGGUUUUCACGUUGUUGAACUGCAAUACAACAGUUUUGGUGCUGAACUAUGAAUAAUUUGAAAAUGGAAAAUACAAGAAUGAACAGUCGAAAAUACUCAUAGUUUUGUUGUUUGAUGUGUAUUUUAAUGAAUUGCAUAGAAGUAUGGUGUUCCUAGUAGACUGUGGUCUUUGCUCUUUCUUAUGUUCUGGUUAUUUAUCAACCAAUAGGCUGGUUUAAUAUUUGUGGGAUGACCUGUCAGCUUGCUUUUAUGCAAUUUAGUUUGAAAAUUAACAAUUAAAAUAAAACAUAUAAGCUUAUUUCAAUCGACAGAAUGUUGUGUUAGCAAUUAUAAAGAAAGAUGCGUGCAUUUAGUUUCAUACAUCAUGAUUAUUCAAUGUUUGUGUAUGAACAUUUAAUUUAUUAAAGUAUGCUAUGUCAAGAAUAAGACAAAUGCUUCUAUUCUGUGUGUUGCAUAAAGAGGCCACUGUGAUUGAGGUCAACUAUUUUGUCUGUGUUUGCUAUUGGUGUCAGAUACAAUGAAUUAAAGACUUAAUAUUAUUUCUUGUCUAAUGUACUCGUGUCUGUUUCAUGGGUGGAACCAGUACUUUGUAUCUGGAGGAGAUUUAAGGAGCGGUCCCACAUUUGGGUUUGAACCCAUCACCUCCUUGUAGCUAGGCGGACACUAAAUCAACUAGACAACAGCAACAUUUGUUACAUAUAACCGGUGAAUAUAUAUAAUAAUACACACAUUCAUUUUCCAAAGUUUCUGUAUAUUGACUCAUUAAAGUAAUAAGGAGCACAUUCAAGAUUAUUAGAUAAAGUAAAAAAUGUGAAUGUGUGCCAUUUAAGUUAAUGUAUUGAACCAUUCUGUUUUUCUAUGAUUCGGAAAACUAAUCUCUAGUUUUUAUACAAGUCAGAUGUGGUGUCUUGUUAUACUUUUAGGCCAAAAUUGUUAAAAUGGUGUACAUCAUUAUAUUAAAGUACAUAGUUUGCGAUCUUUUAUAUUUUCAUCUUGCAAUUUUAUGCGAAGUUAUUAUGCUAUUUAAUGUAUAUUAAAUACAAAUAGUAUGUGUGUAAACACAUGAAAAUACAGGGUUAUCAGGCAAUUUCUUCACAGUGAAUAUUGCAGUAUUUAUUGUAUUUAUUAUUCAUAUCGUUUGCAUUUGUUGCUGUUUCUAUGUACUGAAAACAGUAAUGAUAA